AUGAAGGUCCUAGCCCUCCUCGCUUGCGGUGCCAUCGUGCUCUCCUCCGUUCCGUCAGUGCUGGGCCACGGCUACAUCGCGCAGUUCAACUCGUCGGGCUACAACUCGCUGGGCCAGUUCAUCGAGACGAACCAGGUCCUGUACAGCGACGACAUCGACGCGCAGUGCGGCUACACCGUGUACGACGCCAGCGCGCGCCAGACGAUGCCCUCGACCAACCUCACGUACACAGGCUUCACCCACCCGGGCCCCUGCGAGAUCUGGUGCGACGACACCAAGGUGUACACGGACUGCGUGUGGCUUGACGGUGGCUCGGGCAGCGGCUCGGCUCCUUCGUCGGUGACCGAGACGGUCUCCUCUAGCGUCGCCACGGCUCCGCCCACGACGAGCAGCGGAUCAACGGCGACUGCGACAACAGCCUACCCAGACACUACAACUUCGUCGUCGACCACUAGUACCAGCACUGCAACGACUGUCCCAAGUGCCACGACGGCCGCUGCUUCGGCCAGUAGCAGCAAUGUGGCGGCAUCUUCCGCUUCCGCUUCGACAGCCGCUGAGGCUUCCACUGCCGACGAAGCUUCCACUGCGACUGAGGCCGAAACUACUGCGAGUUCGUCCGAGUCGGCUGCCACUGCGUCCAGCACCAGCACAGAGACGACGACAGACUCGACAACUGCGGCCACCUCGACCAGCUCCAAGUGCAGUCGGCGCGUGCGUCGCGACUAA
Messenger RNA from Phytophthora sojae, 726 nucleotides. RefSeq lists its product as hypothetical. Bases 1 to 726 code for a protein of 241 amino acids. The transcript is spliced from 3 exons. The record is from RefSeq and is a predicted model, not a curated record. NCBI's taxonomy places the organism in Eukaryota, Oomycota, Peronosporomycetes, Peronosporales, Peronosporaceae.